This is a messenger RNA of Caenorhabditis auriculariae, 5792 nucleotides long. The record is from the annotation of a GenBank genome assembly. Lineage: Eukaryota; Metazoa; Nematoda; Chromadorea; Rhabditida; Rhabditidae.
AUGAGCAGAUACGACGUGGUUGUGUACGGCGCGAGUGGCUUCACAGGCGCUUAUAUUGUGCAGUACCUCGUGACUUCUUCCCAUUUUGAGGUAUGAAGGUUUUCCAAAAGAGGAAAAGUAGAGAUUCACGGGCAGAAAAGCUUUCACCGAAAAAGAUUCAAAUAAUUUGAAGGAGGCAUAUUAAUGAGGUUUCCUACAUUUGAAAAACAAAUUUCUUUUUUUCCAAAAAAGAAGACCGACUUCUUGAGGUUCAAGGAAAUUUAAGCGAAGUUAGAUCACUUUUCUAAUUAAAAUCUCUUCUUACUUCUUUUUUGACACGGAAAGUGCUCAAGUUAGUCUAGGAAAUUAUAAUUUAUUUUUCAAAUUGAAUACUUUUUCGAAUAUUUUUUUCGUGAAAAGUUUUUAAGCUUCGCUUUUUUACUCAAGCCUGCGACAAAUCAACUAUAUCCAACUAUGGGACUCGGUAUUUCAGGGGGUGACGUACGCCGUCGCUGGUAGAAGCGAGUCGAAGCUUCGCCAAGUGCUUUCCGACAUCUCCGACAGGACUGGUCAGUGCCUUUUUUGCAGGCUGUGUUUUUGCAAAGUCCGUGACAAUCUUUCCUCCGCCAAAGUGUUCUUUGGGAGAAGGUGCAAGAAGGAAACGGCUGGCGUAAACAAGUCGCUGUGGAGGAACAAAAUGGGAAAGGGAAUGGGGCUGCGGGCGCGUGACGGCCGCACAGGAAAUAUAGAUGGUGGCGUGAGAGCUGAGAGAGCAAGAGAGCACCAGAGAAACAGUGGGCAAACUGCUGAACAAAAAUCGCACGCCGACGUGCAAUCCGUCUUCUCUCGUGAGAGUUGCGGAAAACGGUGCUUUUUUUCUUUUCUGAAGUUUGGACGGGGAAACGACCUGCAAAACGUUGGGACGUCUCGAGUGCCACGGACAGUUGAGACUGAAAUGUUUUUGCCGAGAUGCUUAGGCUCGACAAACAAUUUGGGCCAUGAUCCUUUUUUCUAAUUAACGGAAAAUCUCACAAAUAAAUCAAUAAUUGCGGUAGCUCACUUGAGUUUAGAAAAGAUGUAGGCCUAAUAGCUUUUUGUGGAUUAUUUCAUUUACUCAUCCGAAAAAUAAAUUGAAACUUUUUUUCGGUUAUGGUGUGAGCUCACUAAAAACGGACCUGGGUUGACAUCGCUAGUUUCGGGUUUGGAGAUCUUGUAGAUGGAAUAUUGGAAAGAGGAAUGGUUCUUGCGGAAAAGUGAGAAAAUUAUCUUUCAACUGUCAUUUUUUCCUAUCUUUUAUGGAAAAUUCUAUCAUAUGAUCACUAGUAGAAAAAGUGAAAAAUACUUGAACUUGUGAAUGAGAAUUAUCCUUUUUUUCGUCAUUAGUUCGAAAUAAAUUUUUUUAUUGAAGAAAAAUUUUUUUGUUCAGGAUGGACUUCUUUGUACCUAUUUACUUGAAUUGUUUCUAUUAACAAUUUCCUUAUUCACAAUCUACCGAAGCUAAGAAACGAUAUCAUUUCCUGAAGAGAGAACCAGAGAAGAAUUUGGCAAAAAAGAGUAAUAUCGCUAUGAUACCUGAUGUUUCUUGAGGGAUUCUGUUUGACCUAUAGGAAAGUGGAAACGCUGAGUAGCUUCGAACGAUGGAAAUUACCCGUUUCUGAGCAUUUUAACUCGAGUUAUGAAAUUUUUUUAUUUUUUUUUGACUAAAUAAUUAAAAAAAAGGAAAAUUCUUGGUGUAAAUAGCCGACUCUGAAAUGGGUAUGUUAAGAUUUUUAAUUCAGUUUGACAGUAGAACUUCAAUUAUAAAACAACAGGUUUUCGAGUCAUUUGCAGGCGCUGUUAUUAUAUUCGAAUCACGUUAUAUUUUUAAAUCUUCUGAUGUUUUUCUCACUGGAAAAUUCAACAAAGCAUACAUGAGCUAUUCGAUAACCGACAUGUCUGGAAGGGGUCGGACAAAAAUCCAGCCUUUAUCGAAACGAACUUGCUACUAAGUUUUGACCACUGUAGAUAUAAGAAUUUUUCAAAUACAUCCCCGAUUCUUCACAAAAAUCUUCAUCAAACUCAUUCGUAUCAUUCAAAAAAAAAGAAAACAAUUUUUUUUUCGCUCAAUACGAUCUUGCCAAUUGUGAAAAUCUUAAAGAUUUAAGUAUCGAAAUAGCCCAGAGAAAAAUUGGGUUUGAAAAUAAAAGUUCGCUUUUUAUAGGAAGAAAUGUCCGUUCGGUCCCACUCAUUGAGGCAGACUCAGCGGAUGAGGAUUCUCUUGCCGCCAUGGCACGACAGGCCAAAGUCGUCAUAAACGCCGUCGGCCCGGUUGGUUGGGAAAUUUUUUUUUAUGUAGCUUACACCUAUAUCAUCUCGUCGGAGUGUGGUCCUUAAAACUGAAUCGAGCCGAAAACAUUUUUGAAAAUGUUUACAGUACCGCCUCUACGGAGAAGCUGUGGUCAAAGCUUGCGUUGAAAACGGAGCCAAUCACCUCGACAUUUCUGGCGAGCCGGCGGUAUUCCUACCAUUGAACAUUUGAAACAAACUUCCGCUUUUUUCAGUGGAUCGAACAGAUGCAAGCGAAAUACUCGAAAGAGGCCGAAAAACAAGGUGUUUUCGUGGUCAGCGCUUGCGGAUGGGACUCGAUUCCCGCCGACCUUGGUGUGAAUUAUUUGAAGAAAAACUUUGGCGGCGACCUCAACCACGUCGAAUCUUUUGUGCAGAUCAAGCAAGGACCUGCGGUAAACAUUCGAGCAGUUUUUUUUAAAAUGAGAGUUCGGUUAUUUUAGGGGUACUCUUUCAAUGCCGGUACCUACCAGACUCUCAUUUUGGGCAUCAGUGGAGCUCUCACUGAUAAACUCGGCGCCAUUCGUAAGCAAAUCAUGCCAGAAAAAAUUGUUCGGGGAGCUGUUCGCGUGCCAAAAAGGUAAGUUCUGGAAAAACCUGCAAAUUCUUUGAUAUUGGGAAAGCUUAGACCUCAUAAACUUAGGGAAAUGUUAUGUAAAAGAAUAAGUUGUAUGAGAUUCUCCAUUUUUCCAUCCUUCAGAGGCACUGUUUGGGAAAUCAAAGAGAAGGAACUCGACGGAUAUGCUCUGCCGUUCCCUGGGGCCGACAAGUCUGUGAUCAACCGUUCUCAGUACUACGAUGCGACGGUGAACCAAAAGCGUCCGGUGAAGCUCAUCACCAUCCCCAUAUCAUCUUCGCCCUUCAGAUCCACAUGGAGACGUACAUCCGAGUUUCUUCCAUGUUCUGGGCGGUGGUUCUCGGUCUCUGGGUGACGGUGUUCAGCGUUUUGGUCAAGUGGCCUUCCACGCGCAAAUUCCUCCAACAGUACCCUGACCUCUGCAGUUUCCACAUGUUCAAAGUUAGUUAUAUUAAAUAGAUCUUUCAAAACUUCUGGUUCAGAAUUCCGGCCCAAACAAAGAACAAAUGGCUCAAGCUUCGUUUGUCUAUUGGUUCUUCGGAUAUGGUUAUUCAGAAUCGAAGCCUCAGGACGAGCAGCACGAAGAGAAAAUUAACCGCAAGGUGAAUUUUUUUUGAAUAUUAAUACCUUCUGGAUGUGUGGAGCUACACCUUAUGUUCGAAAUAGGAAUUUAACAUUUUAUAUUUGAAAAAAAAAUAUUCAUUCAAUAAUUUUCGUUUUUUCAACAGGUUGUGUCGACUUGCAAAGGACCCGACGCCGGAUACAUAGCGACGAGUGGCUGCAUUCUUUCUUCUGCCCUCGCGGUGCUCAAGGAUCGCAAAAACUUGCCCAAGGAGUAGGUCCCCGUGCCUCUCGACAGUUAUAAUGAUAGAAAACUUUAAAAUCUUCGAUUAGAACUUUUCAGAAUUUUUCCCUAUUUCUGACCUUUUCAGAGGAGGCGUUUACACGACUGCCGCCGCUUUCGGUAACUCCAACAUUUACGAGUACCUCGAAUCCUUCGGCGUCACUUUCCAAAUUGAGUCAGAGAGCAAUAUCUGAGUUUGUAGGUUAGGUUUUCUUGUAGAGGGAUUUGGACGGACGAGCCGCUGCGCAGCCGUCUGUAACUUUCGAAAUCCUUUCCUAGUUUUUCGCAGCUGUUGUAUUGUAACUUUUGAUCCAUUUCGACGUGUUUUCAUGUUAAUCAUAUUCAUGACUACGUGUGCUUUUGACUUUAUUUUCUUCAAAUGUCUUAUUGCAUGUUUUUAAAUGAAAAGUUUUAAUGUUGCAAAAUUUGUGUGAUAUCUAAAAACGAAGUCAUUGAUCGUUCGGGAAAGUUUCAUACAGUUCAAGGAAUAUAUUGUAUAAUCUUUUCACCGAUAGCUUGAGUCAAACAAAAAACAUUGCGGAGGCGUCCAAACCAUUCAAAAAAUGAUCCUUUUUUCUUUUCUCUCGAGGGACGUUUAAUAAAAAGUGGAUUAUGUUCGCGAUAGCGCGCACUUCGCACUAAAACUUUGGGCUCCUAAAAAAAAAGAAAAAUUUUCAUAGCAAUUCCGCUUUGACAGAAGUUUCUCAAUAUUGAUUGCAAUCUAUAAAGCUGUUUUCGUAUGUCAACGAAAACCUUUUUGAGGGAUUUAUGAAUACCACUUAUUGCAGAUAUUUUGGUAAUAACUGGAGAUAUGCAACUGCAACUUUUCCGCCGACUCUACUGCUCUUUUGGGCAACCUACGCGUUUCAAAGUGCUUUUAUCUGCUCAUUCAAAAUUUCUGGCGUCGAACGAAAGUUUUUCAACAUUGCAAGCAGGUAAUUUUUUCUAUCAAAACCUUCAAUUCAUUCAGGUAAGUUUCGACAAAAUUGAUUCCACUGUCGAGUAUUCCACAGGAGAAGCUGGGCCAUUCGAUCCUUAUUCAUAAAGUUUAAUUUUUUCUCUCCAUUUUAAUAAAUACAGAAUCAGUAGGAUACCCUGCCAAAAGGAUCGCCCAAGACAGCACACGAUAUUGUAGCAACUGGCGUUUUCGCUGCUAAGGUUCUCUGAUUUUUUUUUUCAGGAUGUCAAAAUAUAUUAUUAAGGUUCUCUCGCUUUCAUCUUCAAUCGCAGGUGUUGUGAUGGUUCCUGUGUUGUCUUCGUAUCUUUGGGAAGCUGCCGCGGAACGGCCAAAUAUGAUGCUUUUCGCAAUAGGUAAAAAUUUUCUUCGAAAACAGAAGAUGACUUCAAGAAUUCUGUUUUUAUUUUUAAGCCUUUAUUUCAGUUGCAAACACUUUCCUCGUUCUUUUAUCGUUCACUCCCAUCCUGCUGCACUUUCUCGCCAAGCGGUUCCCAAUAAACAUUUACUACGAUCACACUUCCAAGGUAAAAUAGUCGAUUUCCAAGUAAAGUACUAUCAAAGCUUGGAACAAGUUCUGGAUGUGUGACUUUGCAGAUUUUCACCACAGUUCAUUAUAACUUUCUCAUGCGAAAGAUGGCUUUACGGUUUGAAAGUAAAGAAGUCGUUGACGCCCAGAUGGCCCCGGAAAUGAAGAAGGUGAGCAGAAAAUUCGAGAAUUAUUUCACUAAAAUUGCAUCAUCUAGAUCUGGAUACCGUUAGCCACGGCAUUCGUCCACAAGAAACCGCUUCUCAUAUCCUUAGAUAGGAAUGCUUACGUCGAUAAAUUGGCUUUUGACGAGCUUACCAGGUUUAUUUUUGGACCAUGUUCCGAAGUCAAGGAAUAAAGCUGACAAAUUCAUCUCAAAAAGUGUCUUCAAUCAAAUUCCUUCACCAUGAUUUACCGUCACUGAACGGAUUGUUUUGAUCAAGAAACUUCCGCUUUUAUUGAAGAAUUUCAAAUCUCAAGUUCAACAUAUAAGAAAAAGCUGAAAGCUCUUCUAAGUUUUUCUCUGUUUUAUUUUUAUAUUUUCGAUUUUAGAAACAUUGAAAUCCCGCCAAACCACGAUUGA